UCAUGUUCAAGUACCAAAAACAAAACUUCUUCCCCAUUCUCUGAAGAAGCAUAACAACAACAACAAAAAAAAAAAAACAAUUCAGAAAAAUGCCACCCACAAUUGCCCUCUCUGCUUCCUCUUCCUUCUCUCUAAUAUCUUCUUCUUCAUCAUCUAAGAAAUCCACUGCUUUCUCUGCAUUCUCAAAACCCACUCGUACGGACACUUUCCCGACGAGCAAUCCCAGGAGCGUUCGACUCUCCAAUCCUCGGCCGAGGCGGAGCAUGACUAUCCAAUCGGCGGUGUCGAUCGAGAAGGAGACGCCGGAGGCCGAGCUUCCCGACACAUUCCUCCGGGAGGAGUCGUCGUCAGCGUCGUCGUCCGUCAGGGCUCGCUUCGAGAAGAUGAUAAGGGACGCGCAGGACAGCGUCUGCCGCGCCAUCGAGGCGGCCGACGGCGGCGCCUCCUUCAAGGAGGACGUCUGGUCGAGGCCCGGCGGCGGCGGAGGCAUCAGCAGGGUCUUGCAAGACGGCGCCGUUUGGGAGAAGGCCGGCGUCAACGUCUCCGUCGUUUAUGGCGUCAUGCCUCCCGAAGCUUAUAGGGCUGCUAAGGCUGCCUCCGCCGAUCAGAAGCCCGGUCCCGUUCCCUUCUUCGCCGCCGGCAUUAGCUCGGUUUUGCAUCCGAAGAACCCAUUUGCGCCGACAUUGCAUUUCAAUUAUCGGUAUUUCGAGACUGAUGCUCCCCAAGAUGUUGUUGGAGCACCUAGGCAAUGGUGGUUUGGAGGUGGAACUGAUUUAACUCCUGCUUAUAUUUUCGAGGAGGAUGUCAAGCACUUCCAUUUGGUUCAAAAGAGCGCAUGUGACAAAUUUGAUCCCGCAUUCUACCCUCGGUUCAAGAAAUGGUGUGAUGAUUAUUUCUAUAUCAAACAUCGGGAUGAGAGGCGUGGGCUUGGAGGAAUAUUUUUUGAUGAUCUAAAUGAUUAUGAUCAGGAGAUGCUUCUUUCCUUUGCAACUGAAUGUGCUAAUUCUGUAAUUCCUGCGUAUAUCCCAAUUAUAGAGAAAAGAAAGGAUACGCCAUUUAAUGACAGGCAUAAGGCAUGGCAGCAAUUGCGGAGGGGACGCUAUGUUGAAUUCAAUUUGGUCUAUGAUCGCGGUACAACAUUUGGACUAAAGACGGGAGGUAGAAUAGAGAGUAUUCUUGUUUCUCUUCCUCUAACCGCUCGGUGGGAAUACGACCAUAAACCAGAAGAGGGAAGUGAAGAGUGGAAACUAUUGGAUGCUUGCAUAAACCCAAAGGAAUGGAUCUAGUAUUCGCAAACAACUGUUUUUGUAUCAUAGAGUACCCACCACCCCCCAACUUUUUCCUUUUUAUCCGUUACUUGGCCGAGGAUUGUUUUUUGUUGCUGAGGGUUAGAACUUAGCGGUUGUUAUCUUGUUCUGACUAAUCAUUAUUUAGAUGUAUAAGGCGAUGUAAUUGCUACAAUUGUAUCUUCUGUAUGGUUCGUACAUUUUUGGUUGAAUAAUUACCUUCUUGAAAAUUCUAUCAACAAA
Morus notabilis is the source of this 1529-nucleotide messenger RNA. Its product is annotated as oxygen-dependent coproporphyrinogen-III oxidase, chloroplastic. The coding region runs from base 90 to 1286 and encodes 398 amino acids. Gene Ontology annotation, molecular function: coproporphyrinogen oxidase activity. The record is from RefSeq and is a predicted model, not a curated record. NCBI's taxonomy places the organism in Eukaryota, Viridiplantae, Streptophyta, Magnoliopsida, Rosales, Moraceae. The transcript has 8 exons. Gene Ontology annotation, cellular component: chloroplast stroma; cytoplasm.